AGUUCUCUCUCUGUUCUGUCUCUGUUCUCUCUGGGUUCUCUAUGGGUUCUCUCUGUUCUCUCUGGGUUCUCUCUGGGUUCUCUAUGGGUUCUCUCUUGGUUGUCUAUGGGUUCUCCAGCACAUCAACAACGAGCACAUCCACGGGGAGAAGAAGGAGUUUGUGUGUCACUGGCAGGAGUGCUCCAGAGAGCAGAGGCCCUUCAAAGCCCAGUACAUGCUGGUGGUGCACAUGCGCAGACACACCGGGGAGAAACCACACAAGUGCACUUUUGAGGGCUGUAACAAGGCCUUCAGGCUGGAGAACCUGAAGACCCACCUGCGCUCGCACACAGGAGAGAAGCCCUACGUGUGUGAACACGAGGCCUGCAACAAGGCCUUCUCCAACGCCUCAGACCGCGCCAAGCACCAGAACAGGACACACUCCAACGAGAAGCCUUACGUGUGUAAGAUCCCCGGCUGCACCAAGCGCUACACGGACCCCAGCUCCCUGAGGAAGCACGUGAAGACUGUGCACGGCCCCGAGGCCCACAUCACCAAGAAGCACCGCGGAGACACAGGGCCCCGGGCCCCCGGGGCCGCACUGACCCCCGGGGGCCCGGGCUGUGAACUGCUGCUGGAGAAAGAGGAGAGUCGUAGGGAGGACUGCAAACUGCUGGCCCCGGAGAGUGCUAUGAAAUCCCAGCCCAGCCCCGGGGGCCAGUCGUCCUGCAGUAGCGAGCGUUCACCACUAGGGAGUGCCAACAACAAUGACAGCGGCGUGGAGAUGAACCUGAACGCAGCAGGCAGCCUGGAGGACCUGACGGGGCUGGAGGAGGGGGCUGGGGGGGCCGGAGGCAGCGAGGCCGGGGGGGGCAUGGCUCUGAAGAGGCUGGAGAACCUGAAGAUCGACAAGCUCAAGCACGUACGAAGGCCCACCCCACCUGGGCGUUGCCCUGGCAACAACAAGCUGCCCACACUCACUGGCCCAGGUGACAUCAUGUCCAUGUGUGGCCCCUCCCCCCUCCUGUCAAACCGCCGCGUCUUGGAGCUGUCCAAUCCCGAGCUGGGGGGCGGAGCUGGCGGCAUGUCCUGUCCAACCAGUGACCGGAGGGGGAGUGGCACCAGCAGCCUAAGCUCCGCCUACACGGUGAGCAGGAGGUCGUCCAUGGUGUCUCCUUACCUGUCCAGCCGGCGAUCCAGCGACGUCUCCCAGAUGGGCGGGGCAGGGGGGAGCCACCUGCUGGGGCCCGACCAGGGGGGGGCGGACCCCCUCUCCCCAGAGACCCACCGCAGAGGGGGGCCCUGCCAUGGGGGCAGCGGGUUGCCAGGUUUGCCCAGCCUCACCCCCGCCCAGCAGUACAGUUUGAAAGCAAAGUAUGCAGCAGCUACGGGAGGACCUCCUCCGACCCCCCUGCCCAGCAUGGAGGCCCCGGGGCCCCCAGGGAGGAGGGGGGGCUUCCUGGGGGAGUACCAGAGCCAGCCCCUGCCCCCCUUUCUCCCGCAGGGUGGCCCUCGAAGACACAGCGGGAACACGGAGUACGGAACAGGGGUUAUCUACCCCCACCUGGCGCCCGGCAACGCCACCCGGCGAGCCAGUGACCCCGUGAGGUCCGCCGGCGACCCUCAGAACCUUCCCAGGGUGCAACGCUUCAACAGCCUCAACAAUGUGUCGAUGAUGGGGCGGAGGAACGCCCUGCAGCACUGCGGCUCCGACGCCAACCUCUCCCGCCAUCUUUACUCCCCUCGCCCGCCCAGCAUCACCGAGAACGUCAUGAUGGAGGCUAUGGCUAUGGAGCCCCAGGGCCCCAUGGAAGCCAGGGACCACGGUAUGAUGCAGCCCCCGGGAGAGAGGCCCUUCCUGGGCUACCAGCAGCAGCAGCACCUGGGCGCCCCUCUGACCUCCCAGCUUUCCCCCGGCCACGAAGCCUUGGGCUGCCCUGACCAGGGAUACCAGAACCAGAACCAGGGUGGAGGCUUGCUCUACCAGGGGCAGCGUGGAGGGGGCGUCGGGGGGCAGAUGGGUGCACAGGUGGGUCCUAUCCACCCUGAGAGCAUCUCCAGCACCCUGCUUCAACAGGCGGAGUACGGCAUGAGCAACUGCCAACUGAGCCCCUCCGGACCUCAUUACCCCAGCCUGGGGCAGGGCGGGGGGGCUGGGGGGGGCAGCCUGGGGCCCUGGGGGGAGCCCAGCCCUGUCCCAAACCCUGCCCAUGCCAUGCAGUACCAGGACCAGGGGAUGCAGACCCAGGUUUCCUUCAGCCAGCAAGGUGUCUUCCCUGACGGAAGCCACAAGCUCACCAUCAAACCAGAACAGCAGUUCCACCCCUCACUGGGAGGGGGUGACCCUUGCCAGAACCCCAAGCUCCACCAGAACCACACCCAGGCCCCCCAGCUGUACCCCAACCCCAGCUGUGACUUCCAGGGCCAGAUGGAGCCCCAGGGGCAGCCGCAGGGCUCCUUCCCCAGCACGGGAGGCCUGAGCCUGGGCUUGGCCGAGGGCCGGAGGUCCCAGACCCCCAUGAUGCAGGUGAAGGAGAUGAUGGUGAGGAACUACGUCCAGUCCCAGCAGGCUCUGAUGUGGGAACAGCAGCAGGAGCAGAGGGGGGUCCCGGGGGGCCCAGGGGGGGGCAAAGCUCCCCUGACGGACUCCAGCAUGGACAUGGGCAACCAGCAGGCCAUGAUGCAGCACAGCCCUCAGAACCAGAACCUCUACCCUGGCCAGGCCUACCCAGCCUACACCAACCAGAACCUGAUGGGCCCCACAGCCCAGGGGAGAGGGCCUGUCUCCGUGACCCAGAAGGAGCAGCAGCUGCUGGGCAUGUCUGGGUCCUGCUACACCCCCGACAUGGUGGUCCCCAGGCCUCCGCAGGGCCGUAAGCCCCUGAGCCGUCAGAACAGCCUUCCCCAGCAGGGGGCGCCAUACCUGGGCAGCUCCCCACACCUGAGCCCAGUCCACUCCACCUCCAGCCCCCGCCGAGCCGUCCGACUGCCCCCGGUCCAGCAGAACCACCUGGAGAUGUUCCCCCCCUCCAACAACAACAACAACAGCCUGUACUACUCCAGCCAGCAGAUGGCGCACCAGAACCCCCAAACCGGACCCUGCCUGAACCAGCAGAACCACAAGUCGGCCACGCUCGCCUACCCCGAGUCGGGCCCCGUCUCCAACGCUCUGGAGAACCUGGACCUGGACAACGCCCAGAUCGACUUCACCUCCAUCAUCGACGACCCUGACCCCUCCUCCUUCAGCCCGGUCCCGCCCCUCCUGCAGCAAGGCUCCGCCUCCCAGGUGUCGUCCAGGCUGACCACGCCCCAGACCUCCCUGAACAUGGCAGUGGGGGACAUGACUUCCAUGCUGACCUCACUAGCCGGGGAGAACAAGUACCUCAACACCCUGUCGUAGACUCAGCAGCCACACAAGACCUCAACACCCUGUCACAUACGCAUUAGAGAGACUGUACCUUCACAGUACACACAGCAAACAACUGGACCUGAACUUUCACAGCCGUGUGGUACCCAAACACCAAACACGCUGCCUCAGAAACAUGAUACCUGAACAUACAGUCUUAUACGUCCAGGGCCUGAACACAGUACCUUACUCAUGGAGACAUACAGUAUUAAUCUCUAUGGUCUUAGAGAGGCUGACUUGUCUCUCACACACACACACAGAACCUAGCCAGGAGGUACGUUAUGGACAGGCCCACAAACCAGCCUUCCUUCCUUCAAACCAAGGGGCUACAGGUGCCUGGCUCCUGUGCCCAUUACAGACAGACAGACAGACCGACUGGCUGGAUGACAGAGAGAGUUCUCCUGUCAUCCAGCCUGGAGCUCUUCCCCGGGCUCUGCCCUGCCUGGCCUGGGAGGGCAGAGAACCCCUGCCAUGCCCGUGUGAAAACAGACACACAGAAGCCACUUGUAAAUAAAGAAAUUCUUUUAAAUCUUCUAUAUAUAUAUACAGAAAUAUGAAAAGAUUGUGAGAGGAGAGUUCUGGGGAGCUCCGGAGUGUUCUGGGAGAGUUCCGGAGUGUUCUGGGAUUGUUCUCGGAGUGUUCCGGAGUGUUCUGGGAUUGUUCUCGGAGAGUUCCGGAACGGGAGCUGAGAAAAGAACUAUCUGAACCACGACGACUGCUACAGCCACGAACCAUCCAUACUCAUCCAGCAGGGAACUAGGUACCAGUUAUGGACAUGCAAACCAGGUACAGCUGUGUUCCAGCUACCAGCUGGGGACUUGCAUACUAGAUACCAGCAGUGGACAAAGGUACUAGUUGUGGACUAGGUACAGUAUCUAGUGGACAAAACAGGACUAGGACAUACUAGGAUUACAUAUCUCAUGGAGGUACCAGGUCUAGGCAGGUCUGGGUACUAGCUAGGAGGGAUGAGUGUAGCUCAGUGGUUAGAGCAUUCAACUGCAGAUUAAGAGGUUACAGGUUCAAAUCCGUCCCUGUACAUCACAUUGGAUAAAAGGUUCUGCUAAAUGGAUACAUUAUUAUCAUCUGUAAACUAGGUACCUAGAGGACAUAGCAGGACUAGUAUAGC
Molecule: messenger RNA, 4511 nt
Organism: Osmerus eperlanus (European smelt)
Lineage: Eukaryota; Metazoa; Chordata; Actinopteri; Osmeriformes; Osmeridae
Gene: gli1
Product: GLI family zinc finger 1
Biological process (GO): regulation of transcription by RNA polymerase II; smoothened signaling pathway
Cellular component (GO): nucleus
Molecular function (GO): DNA-binding transcription factor activity, RNA polymerase II-specific; RNA polymerase II cis-regulatory region sequence-specific DNA binding
Source: RefSeq, a predicted model, not a curated record